AUGGGUUCGGUCAUGCUUCGAAUUGCUCUUAAGUUACUCAUAAUUUUAUGGUUAAAGAAGCCUGGUUUUACUACAGCAAGCUCCGUUUGUUACGUCUUUCAUGGUGAGGAAGCAAUUGAUCCUAACCAGACGUUGGUCUAUCAAUCGCUAUGGUGUUAUCAGCAAAUAUACGACGCACAAGUCGGCAGGAAAGUAGAUUUACAGUUAUUGUUAAUACUUAGUGGCGAUGUUGAACUGUGCCCUGGCCCAGAAUGCGGGGAUUGCCUGAAUAUCAACCCAGAAUUAGAAUGUUUGAUCAAACAGAGGGGUUUGAAGUGUUUUCAUUUAAAUGUACGGGGUCUGUGGAGCAAUUUAUGUCAUGUUACUGAGCUUUUAACUGCACACACGGAUAUUGGUAUUUUCACGCUCAGUGAAACACAUAUACAAGACGAACCCGAUGAACUAUACGUUAUAAACGGCUAUUCAUUUAUUAGUCUUCCACGUUCUAAUGGUUUAGGAGGAGGUGUUGCGGUGUAUAUUUCUGAGCAAAUAAACUGGACGAGGAGAUAUGACUUGGAAUCUGAACUCGAAUGUAUUUGGUUAGAGACUUUCCCAUACAAAACAAAAAGCUUCUUAAUCUGUUCUAUGUACCGACCUCCAGACACUUCCUCCUAUACUCAUGCAAAUUUCAAGAACCUAUUUGCAGGUAUGUUGGAUUUGGCAACCGCAAACUUGAAAGAAGUAAUCGUCAUGGGGGAUUUGAAUGUCAAUUAUCAUAGAAAUGAGGAUAAUACUGAGAUAAAAUCCAUUAUUUCGGUAAAUGGCUUUAAACAAAUAGUAAAAGAAGCAACUCGUACUACGGAAAAUACCGCCACAUUAAUUGACAUUAUCAUAACUAACAACCCAUCAGUUAUUGCGUGUACAAAAGUUGUUCCGAUAGCCUUCAGUGACCAUGACUUGAUUGGCUGUGUAAGAAAACAACACCAUUUAAAAUAUGUACCGAAAGUUAUUAAUUGCCGAAAUACGAAGAAUUAUAGCAAGGAACUGAUGUGUGACGAAUUAUUUAAACAAGAUUGGACUCCUGUUUAUGAGUCAACUGAUGUUAAUUACGCCUGGACAUGCAUGAAAGAUAUUAUUUCAUCGUGUUUUGACAAGCUAGCACCUAUCAUAAAGAAACGUAUCCGUGGAAAACCAUCUCCGUGGUUAACUGAUGAGAUAAAAAAGGCAAUGAACACUCGUGACAUAUUAUUACGUAAGUCAAGGAAAACAAAGUUUGAAUCUGAUAUAAUUGCAUAUAGGAAAAAGCGUAAUGAGGUGAACUCGUUAUUGAAUAAAGCAAAGCAGGCUUAUUAUAAGGAUUUGCUGAAUGAAACGUCAAACAACUUGGACAGUUUUUGGAGUGUCAUUAAGAAGCUAUACCCAAACAAUCCUAGCAAAUCUUCUCCGCCAAUGUUUAAAAUAGGCUCAAUUAACACGUCCGAUCCCUUAACAAUAUCAAACGGCUUUUGUUCGUAUUUCAGCACAAUUGUAACAUCCCUUAA
This is a messenger RNA of Paramuricea clavata, 1520 nucleotides long. Lineage: Eukaryota; Metazoa; Cnidaria; Anthozoa; Malacalcyonacea; Plexauridae. The record is from the annotation of a GenBank genome assembly.